Trifolium pratense (red clover) is the source of this 1923-nucleotide messenger RNA. RefSeq names its product transcription factor MYC2-like. The transcript has a single exon. The record is from RefSeq and is a predicted model, not a curated record. Gene Ontology annotation, biological process: regulation of DNA-templated transcription. Gene Ontology annotation, molecular function: transcription cis-regulatory region binding; DNA-binding transcription factor activity; protein dimerization activity. Gene Ontology annotation, cellular component: nucleus. Lineage: Eukaryota; Viridiplantae; Streptophyta; Magnoliopsida; Fabales; Fabaceae. The coding region runs from base 128 to 1579 and encodes 483 amino acids.
ACUACUAUUCAUCCGUACAACAUAAAAAUUUCCACUUUUACACUAUUAAUCAAUCUCAACCUCUUGUUCCCUUUUCUCCAUCUUUUCCAAUCUUAUCAAAACAUCUAUUAGCUUUUACUUUAGCCAUAUGGAAGAUUUCAUCAUUUCACCUUCUUCAUCUUCCUCUAUGAUUUCAUUCCUCAAUGAAAACCCUUCACCACAAACACAAACACAAACACAAACCCUUCAACAAAAGCUUCAAUUGUUACUCCAAUCUCAAUCAGAAAAUUGGGUCUAUGCCAUUUUUUGGCAAACAACAAAAGAUGAAAAAGGUAACACUUUCUUAUCUUGGGGUGAAGGCCAUUUCCAAGGAACCAAAGAAACAACAUCUUCAAAAAAAGAAAACGACACGAACACUGACACGUCUACAAACGGCGAUGCGGAUUGGUUCUAUGUUAUGUCUUUGACUCGAAAUUUUUGUGUUGGUAAUUCUUCUUCAAUUUCUUUACCUGGUAAAGCUUUUGCUUUAGAUUCUGUUCUUUGGUUAAAUAGUAAACAUGAACUUCAAUUUUAUAAUUGUGAGAGAUCCAAUGAAGCACACGUGCACGGAAUUGAAACGUUAAUAUGUAUUCCGACAACUAACGGUGUAAUCGAAAUGGGUUCUUAUGAAAAUAUCCAACAAAAUUGGAACCUCGUACACCAAACAAAAUCUAUGUUCCAAUUCCAAUCAACAUCGUCAGAAUCAAACUCAAAAUUAGAUCUUAUCUCCACCACCCCACUUGACAAAAUCCAAACUUUCGACCAAAACAUCUCAUUUUCCGACAUGGGUUUCAUCUCCGGCACCAACAAAGAAACAGAUGAGAAGCAAAAAAUGAUGAACGAAAAAUCACAACAAAAACAUAACAUUGUUGUUUCACCAAAAAAAUCUCAUUAUGUUGAUUCUGAACAUUCUGAUUCAGAUUAUUGUCCUCAACUAGAAACACCAAAAAGUGAUUCUGUUGAUGAGAAAAGAGAACUGAAGAAGAGAGGAAGAAAACCAUUAACAGGAACAACUCAAACACCAAUGAACCAUGUAGAAGCAGAGAGACAAAGGAGAGAGAAACUGAAUCAUAGAUUCUAUGCUUUAAGAGCUGUGGUUCCAAAUGUUUCAAGAAUGGAUAAAGCUUCUUUGUUAUCAGAUGCAGUGGAUUACAUCAAUGAGUUAAAAUCAAAGAUUAAAGAUUUAGAAUCUGAGAAAAAAAGUGAAUCUAAAAAAGUGAAGAUGGAAACUAUGGAUAAUCAAAGUACAGUGACAACUUCAACUGUUGUGGAUCAAAAAAGACCUUGUUGUAAAAAUAAUAAUGUUAUUGCUUUGGAGAUUGAUGUGAAGAUUAUUGGAAAUGAUGCUAUGAUUAGAGUUCAAUCAGAGAAUAUUAAUCAUCCUGGUGCUAGAUUAAUGAGUGUAUUCAAGGAUUUGGAAUUUCAGGUACAUCAUGCUAGUAUAUCUUGUGUUAAUGAAGUUAUGGUUCAAGAUGUUGUUGUUGUUCAAGUUCCUAAAGAGAUAAGAAAUGAAGAGAGUCUUAAAUCUGCAAUUCUCAUGAGAUUAGAUGAUCAAGAAUGAAAAAAAUGUACUCAAUUCUUAAGUUUUACUAGUUUUAUUACCGGAAAAAAAAAAAAAAAAAAAAACUCGUGUCAUUUCAUCUGAAUACGAUUUUUAUGAUGUGUGUAUGAUCAUAAUUUUUAGUUAUUUUUAACUCUUUCUCAUUACAUAAAUAAGCAAAUUAGUGUGCUUCUUGAUAGAGGGAGGGUUAGUUAACCCAUCUCAUUGAAUUUGGAUCCUUUCCUUCACUCAUCUCCCCAUCUCUCUCAAUCCUCUCUAUCUCUCUUAAUGUCACUCUCUCAAUCCUUUCAUGUAAUAAUUGUACUAUAUUAUUAAUUAUUGGAUUAAUUAUGUUAUGCCUCUUA